GACAAAUAUUCUAUGGAAAAAAAUUUUCACUCGAUGGACUCUGGAGACUUUGUGGACGAGUCUAAACAAUUUAAUUGUACAACAGUUUUGAAUAGUAUAUUACCUCCAAAGGAAUGGGAAGUGGAUGGUAAAACAUUUUCACAACAAAUAUCAAUCCAACCAGCUACUAAUAGGGACGUGAAAAAUCUUGUUGAGAAAUUCGAUACAUACUUAAAAGAAUAUAACGUUAAAGGAGUGGGUAUUUGUCCGAUUAAACAGAAAAUAUACAAUCAAUGUUUUAAUGAAGUCAUAAGACAGGUGACUUUAAACUGUACAGAACGAGGUUACAUGUUGAUCCGGAUUCGCGAUGAACUCCAGAUGACUAUCGAUGGCUAUAAAGAAGUGUAUGAGAGUGCACUAGCUCAUAGGAUUCGAAAGUCAUUACAGCGGGAACACAGAAGGUCCGAAUUAUCAGAGAGUGUGAAAUAUUUAAGGUCUGAUAACAAACAAUUAGAGAACGAGUUGAUGGAAAUCACCAUGAUGACAGAGAAGAUUGAUCAAACCGCAACUGAAGAGCGCAAUGCUUUGGUUAAACGUCUAACAUUAGAGUUGGAAGAUUUGAAAAAAGCCAACCAAUUGGUCAAAGAUCAAUUAGAAUCUAUCGUAGCCCUAAAGAGAAUUUAA
Messenger RNA from Diuraphis noxia (Russian wheat aphid), 663 nucleotides. RefSeq names its product 33 kDa inner dynein arm light chain, axonemal-like. The record is from RefSeq and is a predicted model, not a curated record. Gene Ontology annotation, molecular function: dynein heavy chain binding. Gene Ontology annotation, cellular component: axoneme; ciliary base. NCBI's taxonomy places the organism in Eukaryota, Metazoa, Arthropoda, Insecta, Hemiptera, Aphididae.